CUCACUGAGAACUUCAAACUCUUCGGGGAAAAAUAUCUCGACGAUAAGUACUAAGAUGACAUAAAUAUGUAAAAUCUGGUCUGCCCUACGGUAUACUGCUGUAUUGCUGUCGACUGGUAAAACUGAACUGUCUUGCUUAAACCAACGGCAACCAACCUUCACCGAAUCUGCAGAGCUCAACCAGGAAACAUGAGAAGAGUCUUGUUUUGGUGUGGUAUUCCUGUGGUUGUCACAUCGCUUCUCGUUGUAACAGUAAACGCCGAAAACACCAACACAAGAAAGAAAAUGUUCCAGCGAAGUGCUCAAGAAGAAGCUCUCUUUGGUCAUGUGAUCCAGUCUGCUGAAACCUCCAGUGACAUCGAUUGUUUCAUGGAUUGUUCCAGAGAACAGCGUUGUUUGUCAUUUAACUAUAAAAGUAACAGAGAUGAUGGGAUCCCUGUGUGUGAGUUAAACGACCAGACGCGACAGUCUAGGCCCGACUCUGUUGUACCAAUGCACGGCUACUACUACUAUGGUCCAGAGUCUUCCUGCACCUCUGAUCUCUGUCUGAAUGGAGGAACAUGUCGGCCAGUUAUUGAUGAUUCACACCAAAGAUACCAGUGUCAAUGUUUACCUGACUUUACUGGUGAACGCUGUCAAUAUCCAAGUGAAGACUUUGACAUCAACUUCCCCACCAGACAAAGUGCUUCUGAUUAUGUUUUGUUGGUCAAAAUGCCGCAUCAACUGACAAGUUUCACAGUCAGUAUGUUCGUCAAUCUCACUAAAGAUGUUGAUCACUCGUUCGUUUCGUACUCAACGCCUUCCAUUGAUAACGCACUCUUUUUUCAUCAACGAGGAUCAGUACUUCAACUACGAGUUAACAACAUUAUGAGGGAAUUCAAACCAUGGAAAAUACGUGCUGACGGUAGAUGGCAUCAUCUAGCUCUGACUUGGGAGAGCUCUCAAGGGGAAGUUAAGUUGUACAUAGAUGGUGUGCUCCCAAUCGCUGUACUGAAUUACGCAAAUGGUCAAAUGAUAGAAGCUAACGGCAUAGUUGCCAUUGGUAACGAUCAGGAUUCAUACGGCGGUGGUUUUUUAGCUAAAGAUGCUCUUUGUGGCUCUAUCUCCCGUGUUAAUAUCUGGAACACGGUGUUAUCACGUGAUGUCAUCACAUCGUUAGCUGGUAAAUGUGGGAAUGAAGCUGGUACAGCUGUUGCUUGGAAAGAUUUCAAAAAAGGUGUAGCUGGGGUGUCGUAUCAUGGUGAAGCAAAAUCCAUUUUACCUUCAGCAUGUACUAAAGGCAUUUUAGCAAUGAAAAGCGUCUUGUUUUGGUGUGGUAUUCCUGUGGUUGCUACUUCGCUUCUCGUUGUCACAGUAAACACCGAAAUCUUUAACACAAAAAAGAAAAUGUUCCAAAAAAGUGCUCAAGAAGAAGUUCUCGUUGGUCAUGUGAUCCAGUCUACUCAAGCCUCCAGGGACUUCGAUUGUGUCAUGGAUUGUUCCAGAGAACAGCGUUGUUUGUCAUUUAACUAUAAAAGGAACAGAGGUGAUGGGAUCCCUGUGUGUGAGCUUAACGACCAGACGCGGCAGUCUAGACCCGACUCUAUUGUACCAAUGGACGGCUACUAUUACUAUGGUCCAGAGUCUUCUUGCACCUCUGAUCUCUGUCUGAAUGGAGGAACAUGUCGGCCAGUUAUUGAUGAUCCACGCCAAAGAUACCAGUGUCAAUGUUUACCUGACUUUACUGGACAACGUUGUCAAGACAACAUGGCAGACUUCGAUAUCAACUUCCCCAGAAAAAGUACAUCUGAUUAUGUUUUGUUGGCCAAAAUGCCGCAUCAACUGACAAGUUUCACAGUCAGUCUGUUCGUCAAUCUCACUAAAGAUGUUGACCAUACGUUUGUUUCGUACGCAACCUCAGCUUACUCGAACGCUAUCUUCGUACAUCAACGAGCCUCGGUACUUCGACUGUGGGUUAAUAACUUCAAAAGACAGUUCAGUCCAUACAAGAUCGAUGCUGACGGAGCCUGGCACCACCUAGCCAUGACAUGGACAAACGUCCAAGGACAAGUUUCAGUCUACAUCGAUGGCAUCCCUAAAGUAACUGUACUCAAUCUAGCAACAAACAAUGUAAUACAAGCUAACGGUAUAGUUGCCAUUGGUAACGAUCAGGAUUCAUACGGCGGUGGUUUUGUAGCUAAAGAUGCUCUUUGUGGCUCUAUCUCCCGUGUAAAUAUCUGGAACACGGUGUUACCACGUGAUACCAUCACGUCGUUCGCUGGUAAAUGUGGGAAUGAAGCUGGUACAGCUGUUGCUUGGAAAGAUUUUAGGAAAGGCGCAACUGGGGUGUCUUAUCAUGGUGAAGCAAAAUCCAUUGUACCUUCAGCUUGUAAAUGAAUACCGCCCAUGAAAUCAAU
Messenger RNA from Actinia tenebrosa (Australian red waratah sea anemone), 2396 nucleotides. Its product is annotated as C-reactive protein-like. Lineage: Eukaryota; Metazoa; Cnidaria; Anthozoa; Actiniaria; Actiniidae. The record is from RefSeq and is a predicted model, not a curated record.